Molecule: messenger RNA, 1165 nt
Organism: Prunus dulcis (almond)
Lineage: Eukaryota; Viridiplantae; Streptophyta; Magnoliopsida; Rosales; Rosaceae
Product: peroxidase P7-like
Exons: 3
Coding region: 25-993 (322 amino acids)
Biological process (GO): hydrogen peroxide catabolic process; response to oxidative stress
Molecular function (GO): heme binding; peroxidase activity
Source: RefSeq, a predicted model, not a curated record
UUCAUCUCUUCAGCUCUUAUAUUGAUGAAGCUUGCAAUGGCCUCUCUGUCCUACUUCUUCAUUGUUGUUACACUCUUCAUCUUUCCUUUUUUUGGUUGUUGUGCCAAUGCACAACUCUCUCCCAACUUCUAUGCAAGAACCUGCCCAAGUCUGCCGACCAUCGUUCGCAAUGCUAUGAGUCAGGCUGUUGCUAGGGAGGCUCGGAUGGGUGCCUCGAUCCUUCGCUUAUUCUUCCACGACUGCUUUGUAAAUGGUUGCGACGCUUCCAUACUAUUGGAUGACACGGCCACCUUCACCGGUGAAAAGAAUGCAUUCCCAAACCAGAACUCAGUCAGGGGAUUUGAAGUCAUUGACACCAUCAAAACCCGAGUGGAAGCUGCUUGUAAUGCUACUGUAUCUUGUGCAGAUAUUUUAGCACUCGCAAGCCGGGAUGGAGUUGUCUUGCUUGGAGGAACCCCAUGGACGGUAGCCCUAGGCCGAAGAGAUGCAAGAACUGCAAGCCAAAGCGAUGCCAACAACCAACUCCCCUCCCCCUUCGCCAACCUCGCAACCCUAAUUUCGAGUUUCGCAGCGAAAGGCUUAACCGCCAGCGAUCUGACCGUGCUCUCCGGUGGCCACACAAUAGGCCAGUCUCAGUGUCUUCUCUUCAAAACCCGCAUAUACAACGAGACCAACAUUGACCCCAGCUUUGCCACCACUCGUAAGGCUACAUGUCCGGCUUCGGGCGGCGAUACGAAUCUUGCUCCCUUCGAUAUAACCCCGACUCGUUUCGAUAAUAAUUACUACAAGGCCCUUGUGGCUCGUCGUGGUCUUCUUCAUUCCGACCAGGAGCUCUUCAACAGCGGGAGUCAGGAUGCCUUGGUUAGAACGUAUAGUAACAACGCCGCCGCGUUUUCAAGAGAUUUUGCUGCAGCCAUGGCGAAGAUGAGCGCUAUUAGUCCUCUAACUGGGACAAAUGGAGAGAUCAGGAAGAAUUGCAGACUAGUGAACUAAUUUUAUAAGGAAUUUAUUUUUGCGCAACUGAUAAAUAUUGGGUGACAUAUAAGUUUCCUUCAUAGACUGCUAAUUCAAAUUAAUAUUAAAAGUGCACCAAAUCUGUGGGAAAAUUUUUCAUGCCCAUUGGAGAAGUAUUGGCUAUGAAAUUGAAGCACGGUCAAUGGUGUAU